ACACCCCUGUUGAGAAAUAGGAGGGCGAUAACACACAAACCACACUUGUAAUUUUGGUGUAGGGAUGUAUUUCGCAAAUGAGGGCUUCUCAGUUAAACCCAAAGUGAAGACUAUCCGGUAGGAAUGUUCCUGACUUCUCCCUUUAUCUGACAGGCUUAUGAGUCAAAAAGCAUUUGUACCCUCUGCUACAAUAGAUUAUUUCAACUGUAUACCUCUAAUAUUAUUGUUCUAUUAUAUAAAUACCUGUACAACUAUAUUUCAGAUUAUUUAAUUGUCUCAUCUUUACACAUUUCCAAAAAGUUACAUAAUUUCAGGCUGUUUAAAAGUACCCGGUAUGGGGGAAAAUACCGGUACAGAGUAUAAGGUCUCGGGUUUGUGCGAGACUUUACACGUUAGAAAGGCUGUUUUCGCGUCAUAAUGAGCUUUAGAAGCCCAUUGUUCAGUGUUCGGUUUAAUGAAGGGCUCAUUCACCGUUUAACAUCUGACUGGCCUCGUUUUCUGUGUGGAGAAGAAUGGCUGUUAAUGAAGGAAAGGAGGCUGCUCUGUCAUUGGUGGAUGUAGCUGAGGAUGAGGAGCUUCGUGAAGCUCUUGCAGUUCUGGCUGGCAGUGACCCCAACCAGUGCUCCUAUCAGCAGGGGUAUGUGAAGAGACAGGCCGUGUUUGCCUGCAGUACUUGCACAAGUGAAGGCAUGGAGCCAGCUGGAGUUUGCCUCGCCUGUGCUAACCACUGUCAUGAUGGCCAUGACAUCUUUGAACUGUAUACAAAAAGGAACUUUCGCUGUGAUUGUGGGAAUAGAAAAUUUGGUUCUUUUAAGUGCAAACUUAGUCCUGAAAAAGAUGGUCAGAACACCAAAAACCUUUAUAACCACAAUUACUUUGGACGUUACUGCUCCUGUGACAGACCUUACCCUGAUGAUGAUGAUCAGGUUGGUGAAGAAAUGAUACAGUGUAUUCUGUGUGAAGACUGGUACCACUCAAAGCACCUGGGCUGUGCAGUAGUAGACUCAGAAGAGUUACUGGAGAUGGUAUGUGAGAGCUGUGUGAACAGAGCUCCUUUCCUGUGGACCUAUGCUGCAUACUUUGCAACUUCACCGGUAACCAGUAAAGAGGAUGAAGAUGUGACUGUGGUGGAUGAUGAAGAAGAGAAGGAAACAACAUUGCAUCCAUGCAGGAAUGGGCAUGAUGAACCUUCCACAAGUCAAGGCUGUCAAAAGGAGCAGCCUACUCUUAAUGGUACUAGAGCCAUAAGCCACAAGAGGACUCAUGAGGAGAUGGAGAGCACUUCAUCAGCAUGCCAAUCUGAAAAUUCACCAUGUAAAUUAAAGGAGCUUAAGGCCAAAGGCUUGGUGAGACCCAGGGUUGGGGCAGUGUUCUGGCCUUACUGCUGGCGGUCCAAGCUUUGCACUUGCACAGGCUGCAAGAGAGCGUAUGUGGAGGCAGGUGUUCAGUUCCUGCUGGAUGAGUCAGACACUGUACUUGCGUAUGAGAACAGGGGCAAAGCACUGCUGAGGGAAGACUUGCUUAUGUCCUGCCUUAACUCCCUGGACCGUGUCCAGCAACUGGAGAUCAUUUACCAGUACAAUGACAUGAAGGCUGAGCUACAUGCGUUCCUACGGGAAUUCGCAGACCAGGGGAAGGAGGUGACCCCUGAAGCUAUCCGCACCUUUUUCGAAGAGCUUCAGGCUAGGAAAAGGAGACGGUCCAGCGCUGGGCAGUACUACUGCAGCUGAGCUGGUAUGGAUCAGGCCAUUGUUGCAUUCCACACCCUGGACAAGCUACACUUUCUCUCAAAGUGUUCUAGAAACCCUGUUUGGAAUAAAGCUGCAAAUUCAAAAGGA
Messenger RNA from Colossoma macropomum (tambaqui), 1838 nucleotides. Its product is annotated as putative E3 ubiquitin-protein ligase UBR7. Gene Ontology annotation, molecular function: zinc ion binding; ubiquitin protein ligase activity. The coding region runs from base 513 to 1730 and encodes 405 amino acids. Gene Ontology annotation, cellular component: cytoplasm. The record is from RefSeq and is a predicted model, not a curated record. The transcript is spliced from 12 exons. NCBI's taxonomy places the organism in Eukaryota, Metazoa, Chordata, Actinopteri, Characiformes, Serrasalmidae.